Saitoella complicata NRRL Y-17804 is the source of this 2640-nucleotide messenger RNA. RefSeq names its product Pkinase-domain-containing protein. The record is from RefSeq and is a predicted model, not a curated record. NCBI's taxonomy places the organism in Eukaryota, Fungi, Ascomycota, Saitoellomycetes, Saitoellales, Saitoellaceae. Gene Ontology annotation, biological process: intracellular signal transduction; peptidyl-serine phosphorylation. Bases 1 to 2640 code for a protein of 879 amino acids. Gene Ontology annotation, molecular function: protein serine/threonine kinase activity; ATP binding. The transcript has 2 exons.
AUGGAUACGAAUGAUAUGAGAUUAGGGGAGUUGCAUAUUGCGAAUCCGGACGAUGCGUCGGAGAAGGAGUCGCGGCGGGAGGGCGAUGGAGGGGGGUCUCUCGGGUUAACGCGAUCGCCGUCAUCGUCACUACCACCAACGUCAGAGCAUGUGCCUAUAGUAUCGUCGACUAUUGAGAUAGGACGCGAAGGAGAGGGUGAAGACGAACCGACGCCUCGAGCUGCGCACUUCGCCGCCCAUCUGACGCGAGACGCGGCCAACGAACGGUUUUCGGCUCCACCCAGCGCGACGAGUUCGUUGACGAAUUUUGGGGUUCCUGUGGGUGGAGUGAGUGCGAGUGGGAGCGGGAGUGGCGGAAGUGGUGCGGAUACGAGGAGUGAUUCGAGCGUGAGUGUGCGUAGUGCGACAAGUGCCAGAAAGGAGAACGAGACGGCGAAGGAGGAUUCGCGGGCUGCAGUGAAGGCAACAUUACCUGAUGUUGCGGAUCCGGAUUACUACUCUGCGCCGCCAUCGAGUUCGAGUGCUUACACCAAUGGAGGACCGGUACCGGGGGUUCGGGAACAGAAAAGCACGGCUAUGGGGCUAAGUGUGCCAAACGGUGAACACGACCGCUCACGCGCCCGAGAUUCUUACCACUCAGAACGGAGCUAUCACUCUCACCGUGACGACUCCCACUCACGACCACGAAGUGCAAACCGGCAGUCGAGUCCGGUCAAAGCACGUCACCAUGUUCAGGCGCCGUAUUCCGAUCCUGAAGUACAGCGACGACAGCAGAGGCCACCACCGGCAGACCGUUCACGAUCGCGGCAACCAUCGGGGCAGGAUAUGCCUCGUCCGUUAUCACAAGUGCAGACUAAAAAAUCGCGGGAGGAGGAUUGGGCGGAACGUGGGGCUGCAGUGAUGAAAUCCGCAGAUGGCGCUCGGAUUAUUAAGAAGGGCGUCAAGGACUUUCAGUUUGGUCGGACUUUGGGUGAGGGUUCGUAUUCGACCGUCAUGGCCGCAACAGAUCGCACAACCCUGAAAGAAUACGCCAUCAAAGUCCUCGACAAACGUCACAUCAUCAAAGAAAAGAAAGUCAAGUACGUCAACAUCGAGAAAAACACAUUGAAUCGACUCGGUGACCAUCCCGGAAUUCUGAGGUUAUUCUACACGUUCCAGGAUGAACGGAGUUUGUAUUUCGUAUUGGAUUUGGCCAGUAAUGGAGAGUUGUUGGGGUUCAUCAAGAAAUUGGGGACGUUUGAUGAGGAGUGUACGAGGUAUUACGCAGCACAGGUUCUGGAUGCGGUGGAUUAUAUGCAUUCACGAGGUGUCAUUCAUCGGGAUCUGAAACCCGAGAAUGUUUUGUUGGACGAUAAGAUGAGAAUCAAGAUCGCUGAUUUUGGAACGGCGAAGAUUCUGGAUUUACCCAAGCCGGGUGAGGAGGGCGAGAUAGACGACCGCGCAAACUCAUUCGUGGGAACGGCGGAAUACGUCUCCCCCGAGCUCCUUAGCGACAAAUCGACCUGCCGCUCCAGCGACCUCUGGGCCUUCGGCUGCAUUCUCUACCAACUCCUCGCCGGCCGACCCCCGUUCAAAGCCUCCAACGAAUACCAGAUAUUCCAGAAGAUUGUUAAACUGGAAUACUCGUUCCCACCUUCGUUCCCAGUUGAUGCACGGGAUUUGGUGGAGAGGUGUUUGGUGUUGGAUCCGAGUAAGAGGAUUCGUGCGGACGAAAUCAAGAGUCAUCCGUUCUUUGAGGGGGUGGAGUGGACGAGGGAGGGUGUCUGGAAGAGGAAGGCGCCGAGGUUGAAGCCGUAUCGACCCGAGGUUGUCGCGAAUGGAGGUGGUGGUACGAACGGGAGUCCGGCGGUGAUUAAGCUGAAUGAGGGCCCGCCGGCAGGGAGGGACACGAGUACCCUCCAGCCUCUGGGAAUGCGGAACAACGCACAUGCGAGCUCGACGAUAUCACUACCGCUUAGUCCGAGCUAUGGACCAAGUACGGGUGCGAGCUCGAUGGGAGGCGGGUUACAGGCCCCGUUGACGAAUACGAGUACGGUGACUGCUCCGCCCGCCGGAGUCGUUUCCGGGACGGCAUCCAAAUCGGCGAGUCCAACACUAUGCACACGUAUUGGCAUUCCGGCCGAGAGACCGAAGAGUACGAUGGAUAUCCAGUUCUCGAACCUACUCACGAGUCCGAAUGAGUUCGUGUUGAAGAGUGGACCGGUGCUGGUUCAGUCUUCCUCGCACGCGCCGGCGCCGAACCUUGAUGGACGGAGUAAGUUGGCAAAGUUCUUGAGUUUGGCGAGGAAGAAGCAUAGAGUCCUUCUCGUUACCUCGACUGGACGCGCGUUGUUCCUGGAAGCGGGAGGUGUAGGUGCGAGUCCGAAGAAGGUCGGGGGUGUUGGGAAAGAGAAGGUUAAGACGGAGGUUAUGUUGGGUGGGGUCGGUGUCCGCGUCAGAGUCGGAAUCGGGAAAGAUGCAGAGCAUGUUUUCGUGAUUGAUACGCCUGGGAAGAGUUAUACGGUCGAGAUCAACCAGGGACGAGCGAUGGAUUGGGUCGAUGUGUUGGAAGAGGCACAAAGGAUUAUUGCCGGCGGAAGUUCGGGAAGCGGGUUUGUUGCGAAUAACGAUCAUCAUCGGGGGUCGACCGUCGCGUUUUGA